AGAGGCCUUGGCAGAGCUUGGCCUCAGGAUCCGCGUCCCGGUGGAAGCACAGCAAAGGGGAAGCCGUCUUACUAGCCUCUCCUCUGUUGGGAUCACGGGAAAUACGCGGUGAUUACCCCAAAACCCCGCUCUCGAAGGCGAGGCUGUGGGGCUGCCGGGACGGUUUGAGGACUGGGCUCGGCCGGGGAGACACCAACCAUCACCCUCCCCGGCACCCGACCCAACUCCCCGCCGUCUCCCGGCACCGCCACUUCAGGCAGCCCACUCGGCCCGGCCUCUCCCCGCGCCCGGACCACCCCCCAUGGGGUGCUCUCACUGCGCAGCGAGUCCCUCCGCUGCCUCCUCCCAGCCCAAAAUGGCGGCGGCGGCCACCGAGCUGCUCGUCGCCUUCCUCAAGGCUACGGAUCACUCCGCGCGCAAGCCCCGCCCCUCUCGGCCGGAUCUAGUUUUCUUCCUGGUAAAGACUAACGCCAUCAAUGAACUCUUUAAUUGAGUUCUGACAGGGCGGGUCCAGUUGUGCUUCCGCACAGCCCGUUGUUGACAAAAGUGAGGAGAUUGGCAGGCAAACGACCCAAUCAAGGAAGAGAUCGCAGGUAACAUUAGUGCAACGCAUCUGCUGAGACAGGAGAAGAUGGCCACUCUGAACCAUGGCAACUGUAAUUCAGAGUCACCAGCAGCCCUGGAGGAGGCAAAGACUUCUGCUGGUCUGCCGAGGCCCCAGAUAGCCCACGAGCCUCGUGACUUUGACGGUUCCUUGCUUCUGCCAUCAGGAAAGGAGCUACACUCAGAGGAGGAAGCUGGGGCUGGCUCAGGUUGUAACAAUAGGGGUUCUCGGACCCAGAGCCCAGGGCCCUGUUCAGUGGAGGCAGUGCUGGCCCGAAAGAAGCACCGUAGGCGGCCAUCAAAGCGCAAGAGGCACUGGCGGCCCUACUUAGAACUGAGCUGGGCUGAGAAGCAACAGCGAGAUGAGAGGCAGAGCCAGAGGGCCUCCCGGGUCCGUGAGGAGAUGUUCGCCAAAGGCCAGCCCCUGGCACCCUACAACACUACCCAGUUCCUCAUGAAUGACCGUGACCUGGAGGAGCCUAACUUGGAUGUGCUCCACGGGCUGUCCCACCCAGGCUCCUCCAGUGGGGAGAAUGAAGCAGGGGACAGUGAUGGGCAGGGCCGAGCUCAUGGGGAAUUCCAGCAGAGGGACUUUUCUGAGGCCUAUGAGCGUUACCACACUGAAAGCCUUCAGCGCCUCAGCAAGCAGGAGCUGGUGCGAGACUACCUGGAUUUAGAGAGGCGGCUAUCACAGGCCGAGCAGGAAACUCGGAGGCUCCAGCAGCUGCAGGGGCGCCCUAGCAGGCAUCCCUGUCAACAGGUGGCAGAGCUGGCUGCCGAGGUAGAGAGGCUCCGGACUGAAAACCAGAGGCUUCGGCAGGAGAACGAGAUGUGGAGCCGAGAUGGCAGCUGCUGUGACCAGGAGAAGCCAGCCAUAGAAGGGACCACCGGUCCCCAGGAUGAGGCCCUAUUUCAUACCCACGUGGGCCAGCUGGGUUACAAGGAGGCAGGUGACAGAUGAAAGCUACUCCCUGCAUCCCUCCCUCCUUUGAGAACUGCUAAGGCAAGGUCAGAGUUUUCCUUGUCAUUUCCAGAGUUGGGUCUUUGAUGUCAUCUUACUUUUUAAGAGGAAUUAAAUGGCCAUGUGAGAACCA
Molecule: messenger RNA, 1697 nt
Organism: Myodes glareolus (Bank vole)
Lineage: Eukaryota; Metazoa; Chordata; Mammalia; Rodentia; Cricetidae
Gene: Hexim2
Product: HEXIM P-TEFb complex subunit 2
Biological process (GO): negative regulation of transcription by RNA polymerase II; negative regulation of cyclin-dependent protein serine/threonine kinase activity
Cellular component (GO): cytoplasm; nucleoplasm; nucleus
Molecular function (GO): 7SK snRNA binding; cyclin-dependent protein serine/threonine kinase inhibitor activity
Source: RefSeq, a predicted model, not a curated record